This is a messenger RNA of Mustela erminea (ermine), 3360 nucleotides long. It is a transcript of the gene STRN4, whose product is annotated as striatin 4. Gene Ontology annotation, molecular function: protein-containing complex binding; protein phosphatase 2A binding; calmodulin binding. Bases 52 to 2331 code for a protein of 759 amino acids. Lineage: Eukaryota; Metazoa; Chordata; Mammalia; Carnivora; Mustelidae. Gene Ontology annotation, cellular component: dendrite. The transcript is spliced from 18 exons. The record is from RefSeq and is a predicted model, not a curated record.
CGCGCAGGCGCGCGAGGCACAGCGGGCGCGCGGGCCGGCCCCGGGGCCUCCAUGAUGGAGGAGCGAGCGGCAGCCGCGGUCGCCGCCGCCGCCUCCUCCUGCCGCCCGCUGGGCUCCGGCGCGGGCCCCGGCCCGACGGGGGCGGCCCCGCCCGUUGCCCCUGCCCCGGGGCCCGGCCCGGCUGGUAAGGGAGGCGGCGGCGGAGGCAGCCCCGGGCCUACGGCGGGGCCUGAGCCCCUGAGCCUGCCCGGGAUCCUGCACUUUAUCCAGCACGAGUGGGCGCGCUUCGAAGCGGAGAAGGCCCGCUGGGAGGCCGAGCGCGCCGAGUUGCAGGCUCAGGUGGCUUUCCUCCAGGGAGAACGGAAAGGGCAAGAGAAUCUCAAGACGGACCUGGUGCGGCGGAUCAAGAUGUUGGAAUACGCGCUGAAGCAGGAAAGGGCCAAAUACCAUAAAUUGAAGUUUGGGACGGACCUGAACCCAGGGGAGAAGAAAUCAGAACCGGCAGAACAAGUCUCCAAUGGCCCUGUGGAGUCGGUCACCCUGGAGAAUAGCCCGCUGGUGUGGAAGGAGGGGCGGCAGCUUCUCCGACAGUACCUGGAAGAGGUGGGCUACACGGACACCAUCCUGGACAUGCGCUCCAAACGCGUGCGCUCCCUCCUGGGCCGCUCGUUGGAGCUCAACGGGGCCGUGGAGCCCAGCGAAGGGGGGCCCAGGGCCACGCCAGGUCCCGGGGGGCUCAGCGGUGGGGAGUCACUGCUGGUGAAACAGAUCGAAGAGCAGAUCAAGAGGAAUGCGGCCAGCAAAGAUGGCAAAGAGCGCAUGAGUGGCUCGGUGCUGGAGCAGAUCCCCUUCCUGCAGAACUGCGAGGACGAGGACAGCGACGAGGACGAUGAGCUGGACGGCACGCAGCACAGGAAGCCGCGGGUGAAGCUGCCCUCCAAGGCCCUGGUGCCUGAGAUGGAGGACGAGGAUGAGGAGGAUGACUCUGAAGACGCCAUCAAUGAGUUCGAUUUCUUGGGCUCAGGAGAGGAGGGGGAGGGCUCCCCGGACCCUCGACGGUGCACUGGAGAGGGGACCCACCACGAGCUGGAAAGCCGGCGGGUCAAACUCCAGGGCAUUUUGGCCGACCUUCGGGAUGUAGAUGGGCUGCCCCCUAAAGUGACUGGUCCCCCUCCUGGCACACCCCAGCCCCGGCCACACGAAGGUUCCUUUGGCUUCUCCUCAGACGUUUUCAUCAUGGACACUAUCGGGGGCGGGGAGGUGAGCCUGGGGGACUUGGCAGAUCUCACCGUUACCAACGACAACGACCUCAGCUGUGAUCUCUCUGACAGCAAAGAUGCCUUUAAGAAGACAUGGAACCCCAAAUUCACUCUCCGCUCACACUACGAUGGCGUGCGCUCCCUGGCUUUCCACCACAGCCAGUCUGCCUUGCUCACCGCUUCUGAGGACGGCACGCUCAAGCUGUGGAACCUGCAAAAGGCUGUCACAGCCAAGAAGAACGCUGCGCUCGAUGUGGAACCUAUCCACGCCUUCCGGGCUCACAGGGGCCCUGUGUUGGCAGUGGCCAUGGGCAGCAACAGUGAGUGCUGCUACAGUGGGGGGGCAGACGCCCGCAUCCACAGCUGGAAGAUUCCAGACCUCAACAUGGACCCCUACGAUGGUUACGACCCAAGCGUGCUGAGCCAUGUCCUGGAGGGCCAUGGGGAUGCUGUAUGGGGCCUAGCCUUCAGUCCUGCCUCCCAGCGCCUGGCCUCCUGCUCUGCCGAUGGCACCAUCCGUAUCUGGGAUCCCAGCAGCAGCCCAGCCUGUCUCUGUACCUUCCUCACAGCCAGCGAUCAUGGGAUCCCCACCUCAGUGGCCUUCACCAGCACCGAGCCUGCCCACAUUGUGGCAUCCUUCCGCUCUGGCGACACCGUCUUGUAUGACCUGGAGGCUGGCAGUGCCCUCCUCUCGCUGGAAUCCCGGGGGAGCAGCGGCCCAACCCAGAUCAACCAGGUGGUGAGUCACCCGAACCAGCCCCUCACCAUCACCGCCCAUGAUGACAGAGGCAUCCGCUUCCUGGACAGCCGGACAGGGAAAUCUGUGCACUCCAUGGUUGCCCACCUGGACGCGGUCACCUGCCUGGCCGUGGACCCCAAUGGUGUGUUCCUGAUGUCGGGAAGCCACGACUGUUCCCUGCGCCUGUGGAGCCUGGACAACAAAACAUGCGUGCAAGAGAUCACAGCCCACCGCAAGAAGCACGAGGAGGCCAUCCACGCUGUCGCCUGCCACCCCAGCAAGGCCCUCAUCGCCAGCGCUGGCGCCGACGCCCUGGCCAAGGUCUUCGUGUGAUGCCCGCCUGGCCCCGCCCUGGCCGCCGCGCUGGCUGGGGAGGGGGCCGGGCAGGUGGCGUUGAGGAGACUCCCAGCCUCCCUGGAGGCCCGGCCUCUUCCCGCCUGCCUGGGAACCUGGUGGUGCUAACGGCCCUUUCCCCAGGAGGCCAUCCCCCACGGCCUGUCCUUCCCCAAGCAUCCAGCCUGGGGAGCAGCCUCCUUCAGGAAUCCCCCUCCAGGAUGGCCUCAGGGAGUUUCUUCUCUGUGCCCUGACGCCCAGUCCUGGUAUCAGAGCUGCCGUCUCGGGUGUAGCACAGCCAAGGCUGGGUGUCCUGGGGGAUCAACUUUUCCAAGAUGCCAGAAGGUGCCAGGUUCUCUCUUUGAACCCCCGACUCCGCUUCUCCAUCUUCCCAGACCUGAGUGGGAGCUGUGCUUGAAGGAGCCCCAGGUGCCACUACUCUGAGUACCCUGGGAAGCCAUGGAAGCUGGCUGGACCCUGGGCUGUCCUCAGGGGGAGUGCCCAGCCUGGCCCACCCCAGAAGCACUCCCAGUCUCCCACCCUCCCCUCCAGUUCCCUCAACACAGCUUUCCAGACACUAUCCAGCGCCUCCAGGGCCAGUAACUGCCUGGGGAAUAGGUGAUGCCCUCAGGGGAGGCGCCUACCCCUACCUCCCCCACCGCUCCCAGCACUCUUCCAGAGGCAGCCCCCUAGCCCCCAUGGGGUCACCCAUGGGGACAGAUGGCCUUCUCUUGCCCCUCCUUGGGGCAUGGAGGCUGGAGGGGGCCCCCGGGUCCCCCACAACUCCCUGUAUAUCUGUAUAAAUAAAUGGGAUGUUAAUGGAGCCCUGCCCCCACCCCCAUGUCGUUAUCACUGUGUGAUAGUCUGUCUCCUCUCCUGGCCCUCCACUUUCUUCCUCUAUUUAUUUCACUCUUUUUUGGGUUCCACCCUGGGCCCUCGGGCCCCCUUCCAGGUUCCUGUUUAUAAGCCCCCAUCCCCCAUGCCCUGGACUUGGAUGUGAGAGUCGUCUCAAUAAACCCUUUGGAGUAA